Molecule: messenger RNA, 1505 nt
Organism: Mangifera indica (mango)
Lineage: Eukaryota; Viridiplantae; Streptophyta; Magnoliopsida; Sapindales; Anacardiaceae
Product: E3 ubiquitin-protein ligase CCNB1IP1 homolog
Exons: 8
Coding region: 704-1477 (257 amino acids)
Biological process (GO): chiasma assembly
Source: RefSeq, a predicted model, not a curated record
CAGAAUUCAACUUGUUUCUUUUUUGCUCUUUUAAAUAAGAGAGAUUCGUCAAGAACAUUUCCCGCUCAAAUUCUAGUUUGAUCAAUCGAUCGAGGAUUUUACAUCUCUCAGUAAACUUUGGUAGAUUUCUCUACAAUCCGAGUGGAUUGAUUUCAGAAUCUGAUCAAGGACAGAGCACGAAAUUUGAAACCUGAAGUUGUGUGAAGAUAUAUUAUGAAACUGAUGACUAAUACCAGAGGAUGAGAUGAGAUGCAAUGCGUGCUGGCGAGAACUAGAAGGGCGAGCUAUUUCCACUACUUGCGGUCACCUGUUGUGCACUGAAGAUGCCAGCAAGAUCCUCAAUAAUGAUGCAGCAUGUCCCAUUUGUGAUAAAGUGCUCUCUAAGAGGCAAGAGUUUUUUAAUAGUGAGCUUGGUAUUUGGAAUGCCUUUUGGGGUUUGCUUUUUUGGAAGUUCAUUGCUCACAUUCACACAUGUUGUCGACAUAGAUAAAUGGACUCUAUUUUUUCUGUCUUGGUCAUUUCCAGGUGACAAUACACUGCAGAUCUCCUUGUCAUAUACUAGGGUGCUGCUCUAUGAAUUAAUAUGCCUGUCAUUAUUAUUAAACUUCUAAGUUGGGCAACUUGUUUAUGCUGUUUAUUGCUUCCAAUAGCAUUUCUUUUUCAAAUUUUAUUACCCUAAUGUGUUUUUCCCUUUGUCAGCCAUAUGAAACCUGUGGAUAUCAAUCCAAAUGAUGAAUGGAUAAAUACGGCCAUGGCUGGAGUUUCUCCACAGAUAUUGAUGAAGAGUGCAUACAGAAGUGUAAUGUUCUACUUGGGACAAAAGGAACUUGAAAUGCAAUUCAAGAUGAAUAGAGUUGUAGCUCAAUGCCGGCAGAAAUGUGAGGCCAUGCAAGAAAAAUUCACAGAAAAGCUGGAGCAGAUACAUACUGCAUAUCAAAAAAUGGGAAAGAGAUGUCAGAUGAUGGAACAAGAGAUUGAGAAUUUGACAAAGGAUAAGCAGGAACUUCAGGAAAAAUUUUCUGAGAAAUCCAGACAGAAGAGAAAACUAGAUGAAAUGUAUGAUCAAUUGAGAAGCGAAUAUGAGUCAAUGAAACGAUCAGCAAUCCAACCUGUAAACAACCUUUUCCCGAGAAAUGAGCCUAAUUUGUUCUCAAACCCUGCAGCUAAUGUGAUGGAAAGCAGAGAUCAUAUUCGAAAAGAUUGGUUUGUUUUCUCUCCUGGAACUCCAGGGCCUCGGGAGGACAUAUGGCCAGCAAGGCAGAAUAGUUCAAAUUCUGGUCCCUUCGACAUCUCCAAUGGCUCACCGGCAAAACAAGCAGCUAUUCCAGUUGAUGCCAUGAACAGUAGAGCAGGUGGUCACUCUGUUUUCGGUGCUUCUGCAGCUGCUGCUAACCCCUCAAUGACACUGAGGAAUUUGAUACUCUCCCCAAUGAAGAGGCCUCAGCUCUCUCGUAAUCGCACUCAAAUGUUCACGUAAGUUCCACAGUGGAUUUGAUUAUGCUAAA